AUGAUGCUGCUGCAGCCCCUCGCCUACAGCCUCGCCUGCUACCCCCUCACCUGCUAUCCCCUCGCCUGCUAUCCCCUCACCUGCUAUCCCCUCACCUGCUACCCCCUCGCCUGCUAUCCCCUCGCCUGCUACCCCCUCGCCUGCUACCCCCUCGCCUGCUAUCCCCUCGCCUGCUAUCCCCUCACCUGCUACCCCCUCGCCUGUUACCCCCUCGCCUGCUAUCCCCUCGCCUGCUACCCCCUCGCCUGCUACCCCCUCACCUGCUAUCCCCUCACCUGCUAUCCCCUCGCCUGCUACCCCCUCGCCUGCUAUCCCCUCGCCUGCUACCCCCUCGCCUGCUACCCCCUCACCUGCUACCCCCUCACCUGCUACCCCCUCACCUGCUAUCCCCUCGCCUGCUACCCCCUCGCCUGCUACCCCCUCGCCUGCUACCCCCUCGCCUGCUAUCCCCUCGCCUGCUAUCCCCUCGCCUGCUAUUCCCUCACCUGCUAUCCCCCCACCUGCUACCCCCUUGCCUGGAGCCUCGCCUGCAUCCUCGCCUAUUCUCGCCAUCAAGUUCUACCAUCGGAGCAAGACCAGAGCCUUGCUGUGUCCAGAUAA
Hypanus sabinus (Atlantic stingray) is the source of this 600-nucleotide messenger RNA. Its product is annotated as keratin-associated protein 12-2-like. The record is from RefSeq and is a predicted model, not a curated record. The transcript has 2 exons. NCBI's taxonomy places the organism in Eukaryota, Metazoa, Chordata, Chondrichthyes, Myliobatiformes, Dasyatidae. Bases 1 to 600 code for a protein of 199 amino acids. Gene Ontology annotation, cellular component: keratin filament.